AUGUCGGAAUCAAAUCAAAAACCAGAGCACUCUAGGUUGGACGAUAUGAACGGUAGUUCAGGAAAGGAAGAGUUGACAGAGGAGGAAAAACAAUUGCAAGUUCAAUUAUUAGAGGUCCAGAAAAGAAUGGAAGAGCUAAGACAAAAAAAGCGAAAAGUAGCUACUGAUGAGGAAGGAAAACAAGUAGCGGUUCAAGUGCCUCGUUCCCCUGAGCCUGUUCGGGUUCUUACAGUGAGCUCACCGUCCAAAAUGAAGAGCCCGAAACGACUUUUGUUGGGAAUUGAUAAAGGAAAGACAGGGAAAGAUAUUUCCUUGGGAAGAAAGCAAGGUGAAACAGCUGUCAAACCUUUUCAUGCGCGGCUAGCAGAAGCUCGAGAUGGUGACAAGAAAAAGGACGAGAGAAAGAAACAAGCAGCAAAAAAUAGAAAAACUUCGUUCCAGCGGAAGGCAAAUAUUUUGGAAACAAAGAGUUCCAAAGAACCAAAGUAUCCGAUGCCUUGCAACGAAAUUGAGCCAUAUUCUCGCCAAGUCAUUAUGGUACGCUACAUGAGUGAUGGAGACGUUAAGGAGAACUUGCAAGGAUGUUAUGUAUAUCUUAUUCGUCAACUGUUAAAACUCAUAGUACCUCCUAAAUUUGAACAACCGGAUGUUGAUAGCUUUGUAGUAAUGGGGAUUGUGGCUUACAAUACAGGCACACGAGAAACUGUUCACAAAAGUAAAUACUGCAUGCUUACGCUUACGGAUUUGAAGUGGCAGAUGGAGGUCUUUCUGUUUGGCAAAGCGUUUGAGCGGUACUGGAAAGUACAGCCGGGGACGGUUGUUGCCUUGCUGUGUCCAGAUAUACUUAAGCCGAAAAACCCAGACACUGGAAAGUUUUCGUUAAAACUGGAUUCGGAUUACGACGUGCUAUUGGAAAUUGGGAAAUCAAAGCAUUUGGGCUAUUGUCAAAGCCGCAAGAAAAAUGGAGAGCUUUGCAAGCAUUGGUUAGACAAUCGAUCGUCAGAAGUGUGUGAAUUUCAUGUGGACAUGACGGUGCAAAGGACGAUGUCGCGACGAACAGAAUUUGGUUCGACCACGACGGUCAUGCAUGAGCCACGAGCACGACGUGAAAAGCGUCUUCGUGGUCAAGGAUUCCAAGGAUAUUAUGCGGGAGAAAAAUAUUCUGCGGUACCCAACUUGGCAAUAGGUCUUUACGAUGCGGAAGACGCAGUUCAACAGGAAAGGGAUCGAAAAGAGCGAUACAAAAAACAACAAGCAAAAGCAGAGCUGGAACGAGAGGUUUUACAACGAUUGACUAUGAAACGAUCCUCCUUGCCGGAUGCAUCCUCCUCGUCUACCUCGCAUUCCUCUAGGAGUAACGAUACGGCCUAUACGCCUGCUCUCACUUUGGGACAUCAGUAUUUGAAACUACAAGCAAGGAAUUCAGCAACGAAUUCUUUCGAACCCUCGCAAUUAUCUGCUAUCCAUGGAUCGUCCACGCCUGCGGGUCGGCACCGCCUCCUCGUGAAGGGAGGCCAAGACGAUACGGGAAAGAGCAAGCAGAAAGACUGGAGAGACCUUUCGGUCAAGUCGAAUCCCAAGAUGCAGCUUCCGUCGUUUGAAACGUCGAAAUCGGAACGAGAGGGAUUGAAGACAUGGAAUUUGCCGAGAGAGAAAAGAGAUCCGAAACAAUCGGAGCAAGGAAAUCCAAUUCCAAAUCCAACUAGUUCAUCGCAUGCAAUGGCACAAAGAAUUUUUUCCCCUCGAAGUUUACGAAGAAUUGGGUUUGAUCCUACCUUGCCAAACAACGUCGAUUCCAAGACCCAAGGCUCUUCUACACGCACCUUGGAUUUGAAAAACACCCAAUUUCGGUACGAAUUUACCGAAAGUGAUGAAGACGAUGAUUUGGAGAUUGUCACUUAA
Schizosaccharomyces osmophilus is the source of this 1902-nucleotide messenger RNA. It is a transcript of the gene cdc23, whose product is annotated as MCM-associated protein Mcm10. The coding region runs from base 1 to 1902 and encodes 633 amino acids. The record is from RefSeq and is a predicted model, not a curated record. NCBI's taxonomy places the organism in Eukaryota, Fungi, Ascomycota, Schizosaccharomycetes, Schizosaccharomycetales, Schizosaccharomycetaceae. Gene Ontology annotation, biological process: DNA replication; DNA replication initiation. Gene Ontology annotation, molecular function: DNA replication origin binding; single-stranded DNA binding. Gene Ontology annotation, cellular component: replication fork protection complex; nucleus. The transcript has a single exon.